Triticum aestivum (bread wheat) is the source of this 695-nucleotide messenger RNA. RefSeq names its product momilactone A synthase-like. The record is from RefSeq and is a predicted model, not a curated record. The coding region runs from base 248 to 502 and encodes 84 amino acids. Lineage: Eukaryota; Viridiplantae; Streptophyta; Magnoliopsida; Poales; Poaceae. The transcript has 2 exons.
UAGUUGAGGUGCUACAUAGGAGAGAGAUAUGCUAAAUACACACACAUGCAUAUAGCGUGUGCGCUCGCGUGACUAUUCACGAAACGUACGCGAUUGAUAUGCGACUUGAGACGCUUGGCGCGCCGCCAGCCUUCCUUGUAUUUUUUUUCUAGUUGCUAGUCUUAUGCCAAUGAUCUUAUACACCUUUUAACACCGACGCCAUAUUGGUGCCCGGAGGCGAGCGGCGAGGAGCACCAGCCACAACGAGAUGGAAGGGGUGGUGCUGGAGGUGGAGGACAUCGCCAAGGCGGCGCUGUACCUGGCGUUCGACGACUCCAAGCGAGCGGCGAGGAGCACCGGCCACAACGAGAUGGAAGGGGUGGUGCUGGAGGUGGAGGACAUCGCCAAGGCGGCGCUGUACCUGGCGUCCGACGACUCCAAGUACGUCAACGGCCACAACCUCGUCGUCGACGGCGGGUUCACGGCGGGGAAGGCACCCAACAUGCCGGCACCGGCACAAUGAAGGGACACAAUUAGAGUCAGCGUAUUGCUCUACCGGAACAAAUCUGUUUAUUUCUUUUCUUUUCUUGCGGGUGAAAUCUGUUUAUUUCUUCAGCAUUGCCAAAGAAAACCUUCGUGAUGAAUGAACUGUAUCACUUCAAAAAUAUAUCUCGUAGACUUUUUUAAAUUUUGCAAGGGAAUUGGACGUUGACUUA